ACCGGGCGUGGUUGCGGAACUGUUUUAUCGGACGAAAACUCCGGAUAGAGAGGACUAAAGAAUCUUUGGACGGAUAUUUUUGCUGCAGAUCGCUGAUCGAUGAAUUUUUCGGCGUCCGCGAUCCUCUCGGAGAUGACGUUCAGACGGCGAUGCGAAAAACGUGGUUUGGGUUUUCGAGCAAUUUGACGGACGARGGUUACCAGGUCAUAGUGACGAAAAACCUCACCGACGAAGAUGUUCCUGGCAGGUAUUUAGAUCAGUGGACUAAAUACUUUUACAUGUGCAUCGACUGGAACUUGAAGCGGGAGACGGCGAACGGUGUGAUCAUCAUUUACGACAUGGCCACGACGAACAAAAACGAAUUACUCACUCAAGUGACACCGAAUUUCCUCAGGAAAUCCUUGCAGUGUUCG
Diuraphis noxia (Russian wheat aphid) is the source of this 413-nucleotide messenger RNA. Its product is annotated as retinol-binding protein pinta-like. Gene Ontology annotation, cellular component: membrane. NCBI's taxonomy places the organism in Eukaryota, Metazoa, Arthropoda, Insecta, Hemiptera, Aphididae. The record is from RefSeq and is a predicted model, not a curated record. Gene Ontology annotation, molecular function: phosphatidylinositol bisphosphate binding.